Rotaria sordida is the source of this 1551-nucleotide messenger RNA. The record is from the annotation of a GenBank genome assembly. Lineage: Eukaryota; Metazoa; Rotifera; Eurotatoria; Philodinida; Philodinidae.
AUGCACACCAUUUUCCGAAUUGAUGAAGUUCGAAAAUUGGACAAGAAAAGUCCACUUUAUGAAGUGGACCUCAAACUAACGUCAGAUGAUGACCAACAACUGCGUCAAUUAACCGAUCGUAUACGAGAAGAGGUCGACGGCACUGGAUGGUAUCGACUGGGUAAAUUGCUGCUCAAAAUUGGUCAAUUUAACAAGGCCGAAGAAUUAUAUACGGCACUACUAGAACAGACAUCCAACGACACUGCUACAGCACGUAUCUAUAAUAUGCUUGGAGAGGUGAAAUACGAACAAGGACAAUACAAAGAAGCAGGAUCAUUCUACAAAACAGCUCUUGAAACGUAUCGAAAAACUCUACCGAAAGAUGAUCCAACGUUGGCUGAAAUUUACCAAAAUAUUGGUGCAGCGCAUUACUCCAUGGGUAACUAUUCGAAAGCACUUGAAUAUUUCAAGACAGCACUUAUGAUAAGAGAAAAGGCCCUGUCGUUGAAUCAUCCCGACUUGGCUAAAUCCUAUUCCUGGAUCGGCUCAGUCUACAACCAAAUGGGUGACUACUCGAAAGCACUUGAAUUUUACGAAAAAUCACAUCAAAUAAAAGAAAAAGCUCUGCCUCCGAAUCAUCCCGAUUUGGCUAGUUCCUACAACAACAUCGGUCAAGUGUAUAACAACAUGGGUGAUUACUCGAAAGCACUUGAAUUUUACGAAAAAGAUCUCGAAAUCACGAAAAAAGCUCUGCCUUCGAAUCAUCCCGAUUUGGCUACUUCCUACGUUUGCAUCGGUCUAGUGUAUAACAACAUGGGUGACUACUCGAAAGCACUUGAAUUUUACGAAAAAUCACAUAAAAUCCUCGAAAAAGCUCUGCCUUCGAAUCAUCCCCAUUUGGCUACUUCCUACAACAACGUCGGUCUCGUCUAUAACAACAUGGGUGACUACUCGAAAGCACUUGAAUUUUACGAAAAAUCACAUCAAAUCUACGAAAAAGCUCUGCCUCCGAAUCAUCCCUUAUUGGCUACUUCCUACAACAACAUCGGUGGAGUGUAUAACGACAUAGGUGAUUACUCGAAAGCACUUGAAUUUUACGAAAAAUCACAUAAAAUUCUCGAAACAGCUCUGCCUUCGAAUCAUCCCAAUUUGGCUUCUUCCUACAACAGCAUCGGUGCAGUGUAUUACCACAUGGGUGACUACUCGAAAGCACUUGAAUUUUACGAAAAAUCACUUAAAAUACGAGAAAAAGCUCUGCCUCCUAAUCAUCCCGAUUUGGCUAUCUCCUACAACAACAUCGGUGCAGUGUAUAACAAAGUGGGUGACUACUCGAAAGCACUUGAAUUUUACGAAAAAGCACAUAAAAUAAAAGAAAAAGCUCUGCCUCCGAAUCAUCCCGAAUUGGCUAUUUCAUAUGGCAACAUCGGUCAAGUGUAUAACAAUAUGGGCAAUUACUCCAAGGCACUUUCGUUUCUCGAAAAGGCGCUAACUAUUCAACAGAAAACACUUCCGCCAUCACAUCCUCAUAUUAAAGAAACGAUACGUAGAAUUAACAAUGUUAAAAAGGUGUAA